AUGGAGAACUUUGAGAAGACAUGUAGGCUUUGCCUCAACAUCAUAAGUGAUACCAGUUUCAAAAUAAUUCAAGGAAUUAUUAUAGAAGUCCUGGACGUCCUUUUACUGAAGCUAAGUACUAACAAAAAUAAAUCUGUAAUAUGUAACGGCUGUUCUAUAAAAUUAUUUGUGGCGUUUAACUUCAAGGCAACCUGCAUGGAUACCGAGGACUGUAUCUUUCCUUACAUUAAUUCCGAAAUGGGAGCACCGAUUGACUUAAAAGAAAUUUAUCUAAAGGAAAGAGGUAAAGAACAUUUUAGAAAUAUAUUAGAAGACGAGAGGAUUUGUCGACUGUGCAUGCAGGUAGUCACAUGUGGGUUUACAUGGGUAAGAGAAGUGGAUGUUGAUAUGUUUCUCAAAUAUACUCCAGAAGUAAACUUCAAUUCCACCAAAGAACCCGUUAUAUGCAAUAUUUGUUUCGAUUUAUUGAACACCCACACGAGUUUUUUAAAAAACUGUUUAGAUGUGAACGAGAAAAUAACAAGUAUGUGUGAAGAUAAAGCUGCAGAGAGCCCGUCGUGUAUUAAAUGUGAAGAUGUAGAAAUAAAAUCUGAAGGAAAUGACGACGAUAGAACCCCUUUAGAUAAAACGGGAUGGAACGAUUUUGGAUUUCAUGGGUCUAACCAAAUUCCCACACCAAAUAUCGACGCCUUGGGAUACAAUGGUGUCAUUUUGGACAAGUUUUACACUCAACAAACAUGCACACCGUCCAGAGCAGCCCUAUUAACAGGGAACUACCCCAUAAGAUCAGGUUUACAAGGAAUACCUUUACAAGCUGGAGAGAACAGAUAUGUGCCACUUAACAUGACUGUUCUUCCUGAAAGAUUACAGGAAUUAGGGUAUCGCACACAUUUGGUUGGAAAAUGGCAUUUAGGUCACGCCUAUGAAAAAGUAACGCCGGUAGGCAGAGGCUUCGACACACAUUUCGGCUAUUGGAGCGGCUUCAUCGGUUACUUUGAUUACACACUUGGAGCACAACUAGCGGAUGGUGUUACAACGUACUUUGGAUACGACUUGCACUACAAUUUGACAGCGCAAUAUCAAUUCAAGGGGCAAUAUUCCACAGAACUGUUUUCAAAUAAGUCUCUGGAAAUAAUUGACAACCACGACGAAAAAGAACCUUUAUUUUUGAUGGUGUCACAUCUUGCUGCACACACGGGAAGGGGAACGGAGCUGGGAGUUCCGAAUAUUACGAAGACCAAUGAAACUUAUGAUUAUAUCGAGCUUGAGGAGAGAAGAAGAUAUGCAGAUAUAGUUAACAUUAUGGAUGACACAGUGGGCCAAAUUGUGAAUAAACUAGCAGAAAAAGAUAUGUUGCAGAAUUCCAUAAUAUUGUUUUUCUCUGAUAAUGGGCCAAUGACAACUGGAUCAGUUCCAAACCACGGAUCUUCUUGGCCGUUCAGAGGAUUAAAAUUCACCCUAUUUGAAGGAGGUGUGCGAGGAUCGGCUGUAUUAUACAGUCCAUUGUUGGAGAAGAGGGGUUAUAUCAACAGAGAACUGAUACAUAUUAGUGAUUGGCUUCCUACCCUAUACCACGCCGCAGGUGGCAACGUCAGCGAACUUGGCGACAUUGAUGGAAUAAACCAGUGGGAUGUUAUAUCGAAGAACUUAACAACAACAAGGACUGAAAUUUUACUUAAUAUCGACGAAUUUGAAAAUCAGUCUGCAAUUUUGGGAUAUGAAGGCCAAUAUAAACUAGUGAACGGAACCUACCAAGAUGGCUUAUACGAUCAGUAUUACGGCGACUCAGGGAGAGGAUCCGAAAAUCCGUCUUACGACACACAACAAAUAAUAAACAGCUUGGCCAACCAAGCGAUCCAAACCAUAUCCAAUCAAUCACCGCUUACUUCUGACGUCAUUUUAAAUAUGCGAAGUCUGUUGGAUGUGAGCUGGUGUAGGGACGCGAAUUCCACUCCGAAUUUUGUGUGCUCUGGGUUUUGUCUGUUCGAUAUCUACAGCGAUCCUUGUGAAACAACCAAUGUCGUGAACGACACGAAAUAUGAAAAUAUAUUACAAAAUUUGCAAGCCAAAUUAAGCGAGUUUUAUGAACAACUUGUGCCACAAACGAAUAAAGCAGUAGAUCCAAACUCCGAUCCCAGCAAGUCCAAUGAUACUUGGUGGAAUUGGUUAGGCACAGAACCGUAGUUAUGAAGAUGAACAAUAUUACAUGUCAA
Anoplophora glabripennis (Asian longhorned beetle) is the source of this 2213-nucleotide messenger RNA. Its product is annotated as arylsulfatase B-like. The transcript is spliced from 11 exons. Gene Ontology annotation, cellular component: nucleus. Lineage: Eukaryota; Metazoa; Arthropoda; Insecta; Coleoptera; Cerambycidae. The coding region runs from base 1 to 2184 and encodes 727 amino acids. The record is from RefSeq and is a predicted model, not a curated record. Gene Ontology annotation, molecular function: zinc ion binding.